CACACUCACUCGGACCAACAUAAAUGAAAUACAAAAAUGACGACUCUUCUAGCAUAAGUUAUUUCACACAGCAAGAGAGAAAUUCCAUAUCAAUGUCUAAGGAAGGAGCACGUAACAGCAUCGAUUGACAAUUUUGUUUUCUAUAUGUAUAUAUAUAUAUAUAGACAUCAUAUAGCCACUUUUCUAUUUUCUUAGUUCACCAAGAUGGCUCUUCCUCUCAAGACCGUCGUCGCUUCACUGUGUUUUCUGGUUCUUCUCUGCAACUUCUCCAUAAACGCUUCUUCACCGACACCCACAUCUCAAAACCCCAAGAAAUCCGCCUCGCCGGAAUCGGGAAAAGCAGACCAGAAAGAGCUGAGAGUGGUGAAGGGGCUGGAUCUGAAGAGAUACAUGGGGCGGUGGUACGAGAUAGCUUCCUUUCCGCAGCCGUUUAUGCCGCCGAACGCCACCAACACGCGGGCGACCUACAGCUUGAGGGCCGACGGCACCGUGAAUGUGCUGAAUGAGGCUUUUGUCAACGGCAAAAGGAUCGCCAUUGAAGGGGUGGCUUACAGGGCCCACCCGUCCAGCGAUGAGGCCAAGUUCAAGCUCCGUUUCCCCAAUGUUCCAGUGAUCGGCAACUACUGGGUCCUGUACAUUGAUCGGCGUUAUCAGUAUGCUUUGGUCGGCGAGCCUACCAGGAUGUCUCUGUUUAUAUUAUCCCGAAAGAACCAUAUUGAUGAGAAGAAGUACAAGAAGCUCGUGAAGAUGGCCAAAGAUGAGGGAUAUGAUGUGACCAAGCUUCAGAAGACAAAACAAACAAAUCCUCCUCCAAAGCUACAAUGAGCAAACGGACGCUGAAACCAUAUAUAUUUCAAGAAAUAAAGGGAUUCAAAACUUGCAUUGCCAAGAUUUUGGAUGGAUUAGGGAUGGUUUCUCCUAUUUGCUUGUUACCAGUGCUUCUUUUAGAGAAGCCUGUGAACUUGGGAUUGUUGUCUUUUUUUUUUUUUUCAAGAAUAUAAUUACAUUUGUAUGGUAAGGUCCAUUGUGUAACAGAUAUUAUUAUAUAAAUAAAAGUUUCAUAAACAAUUUUUAUACAUAAUAA
Molecule: messenger RNA, 1084 nt
Organism: Diospyros lotus (date-plum)
Lineage: Eukaryota; Viridiplantae; Streptophyta; Magnoliopsida; Ericales; Ebenaceae
Product: temperature-induced lipocalin-1-like
Exons: 2
Coding region: 205-825 (206 amino acids)
Source: RefSeq, a predicted model, not a curated record